AUGCGGAAACGUAAUGAAUCUUGGGCCAAGCGAGAUGUGACGGUCGGGGGUAGAUUUGGAUACGUGCUGCUAAUGGAUGAAGCAAGAAUGCAAGUGGAAAAGAAGAAUUAUGAGCAGCAAGCAGCAGGUGCUUCAGCGGUGGCGCUUACGGGGACAGGGGACGGAUGUUACCUAGAGAAACCUAAAGGGGGCCGAUGGGGCCCUGAAGGAGCGCUUCAAGCUGCCUGGUGGGACUUGGAUGUCCAAAAUCAAGCUUGA
Pochonia chlamydosporia 170 is the source of this 258-nucleotide messenger RNA. RefSeq lists its product as hypothetical. NCBI's taxonomy places the organism in Eukaryota, Fungi, Ascomycota, Sordariomycetes, Hypocreales, Clavicipitaceae. The coding region runs from base 1 to 258 and encodes 85 amino acids. The record is from RefSeq and is a predicted model, not a curated record. The transcript has 2 exons.